CCUCUUCGCACUCUCGCUCUCUGUGUCUCGACGUGGCGCCGGAAGCCGCCAUGUUGUUUUGCUUCGUUGUCAGCAGAAGGAGCGAGAGGAGCGAGAGGAGCAAGAGCUUUGACCUGACAGUGUGUCUGACCCCUCCCGUCUUCCUGCAUUGCCAUGGCUACCUUCCCAGAGUACAUAACUCAGAACGAAGAGCGCGACGGUGUGCGGUUCAGCUGGAACGUCUGGCCUUCCAGCCGGCUGGAGGCGACCCGGAUGGUGGUCCCGGUGUCGUCUCUGUUCACCCCCCUGAGUGAACGGCCUGACCUGCCGCCGAUCCAGUACGAACCGGUGCUCUGCAGCCGCGCCACCUGCCGCGCUGUACUCAACCCGCUGUGUCAGGUGGACUACAGAGCCAAACUCUGGGCCUGUAACUUCUGCUACCAGAGGAACCAGUUUCCUCCAUCUUACGCUGGAAUCUCUGAGGUGAACCAACCGGCCGAGCUGUUGCCUCAGUUCUCCACCAUCGAGUAUGUGGUCCAGCGGGGUCCUCAGAUGCCGCUGGUCUUCCUCUAUGUGGUUGACACCUGUAUGGAGGACGAGGACCUGCAGGCCCUGAAGGAGUCUCUGCAGAUGUCCCUGUCUCUGCUGCCUCCCACUGCGCUGGUCGGACUCAUCACAUUCGGCCGCAUGGUUCAGGUCCACGAACUCGGCUGUGAGGGGAUCUCCAAGAGCUAUGUCUUCAGGGGGACCAAGGACCUGAACGCCAAGCAGCUACAGGAGAUGCUGGGUCUGAUCAAACCUUCAGCCACUCAGGGACGAGGACCUCAACCAGCCCAACAACCUCUGUCGAAUAGGUUCCUGCAGCCGGUGCAGAAGAUCGACAUGAACCUGACGGACCUCUUGGGGGAGCUGCAGCGGGACCCUUGGCCCGUCACUCAGGGAAAGAGGCCGCUGCGCUCGCUGGGCGUCGCCAUGUCCAUCGCUGUGGGCCUGCUGGAGUGCACCUUUCCAAACACGGGCGCUCGGAUCAUGACCUUCAUCGGCGGCCCGGCGACGCAGGGCCCCGGCAUGGUGGUGGGAGACGAACUGAAGACCCCCAUCAGGUCCUGGCACGACCUAGAGAAGGACAACGCCAAGUUCAUGAAGAAAGCCACCAAGCACUAUGAGUCUCUUGCUAACAGAGCGUCAACUAACGGUCACAUCAUCGACAUCUACGCCUGUGCUCUUGAUCAGACCGGCCUACUGGAGAUGAAGUGCUGUGCCAACUACACUGGAGGGUACAUGGUGAUGGCCGACUCCUUCAACACCUCUCUGUUUAAACAAACCUUCCAGAGAGUUUUCACCAAAGACGUCCAGGGAUCAUUCAAGAUGGCCUUUGCCGCCACGCUGGAGGUCAAGACAUCCAGAGAGAUCAAAGUAUCUGGAGCGAUUGGUCCUUGUGUGUCUCUCAACGCUAAAGGACCUUGUGUCUCUGAGAACGAGAUUGGAACAGGAGGAACGUGUCAGUGGAAGAUCUGUGGCCUGGAUCCGAGCACUACGCUGGCACUUUACUUCGAGGUGGUCAACCAGCACAACGCUCCGAUCCCUCAGGGCGGCCGUGGAGCGAUCCAGUUUGUUACUCAGUACCAACACUCAUCAGGACAGAGACGCAUCAGGGUCACCACCACGGCCAGGAACUGGGCAGACGCUCAGACGCAGAUUCAGAGCAUCGCAGCGUCCUUUGAUCAGGAGGCGGCCGCCAUCUUGAUGGCGAGAUUGUCGGUGUUCCGGGCGGAGACGGAGGAGGGUCCGGAUGUCCUCAGGUGGUUGGACAGACAGCUCAUCAGACUUUGUCAGAAGUUUGGAGAUUACCACAAAGAUGAUCCAAAUUCCUUCAGGUUCUCUGAGACCUUCUCCCUCUACCCUCAGUUCAUGUUUCACCUGCGCCGCUCUCCAUUCCUACAAGUGUUCAAUAACAGUCCAGAUGAGAGUUCAUAUUACAGACAUCAGUUCAACAGACACGACCUGACUCAGGCGCUCAUCAUGAUCCAACCUGUGCUCUACGCUUAUUCAUUCAACGGACCACCUGAGCCGGUUCUGUUGGACAGCAGCAGCAUCCUGCCGGACCGGAUCCUGCUGAUGGACACCUUCUUCCAAAUCCUCAUCUACCACGGAGAGACUGUAGCUCAGUGGAGGAAGGCUGGUUAUCAGGAAAUGUCUGAGUAUGAGAACUUCAGACACCUCCUUCAGGCUCCGGUGGACGACGCUCAGGAGCUGCUGCACACUCGCUUCCCGAUGCCCAGAUACAUCGACACGGAGCACGGAGGCAGCCAGGCUCGCUUCCUGCUCUCCAAGGUGAACCCGUCCCAGACCCACAACAACAUGUACGCCUGGGGACAGGAGUCUGGAGCUCCCAUCCUGACAGACGACGUCAGCCUGCAGGUGUUCAUGGACCACCUCAAGAAACUGGCUGUCUCCAGCGCUGCCUGACUUCCUGCCCCAGCUGUCCGUCAACCUCCACCUCUCAGCCAAUCAGCAGCAAGUUCAAAGCGAUGACCAGUUAAACAUCCAAUGUUCCUGAAGCUGCUUCCCAAUAAAAAACGUAAUGUGCUUUUUCUAUAUGAAGCUUUUAUUAUGAAAAAGCAGCAGGAAGUAUCAUCUGCCUGGAGAAACAGGACCCUGAACAUAGCACUCUCGUCUCUGAGGAACAAGCAGACCUCCGAGCUGCUGCUUUUUCUCUGUUUAAUCCCAUUUUUCAAGCAGAUGGGAGUCAGUUUCAUGUCAGAAAAUAGAACAUGUAAUUGUUGAAACCCGUUCAGAAACACACGUUCUCUGUUCAUGGAGGUACUCCUUUAGUGUGUAGACGGCUUCUCUUCAGUCCAGAGAGGACGGCUUUAUGUUUUCAUUGAGUCGACGGUCUGAUUCUGUUUCUAAUUAAAACGUUGCUCUGUU
Messenger RNA from Cyclopterus lumpus (lumpfish), 2910 nucleotides. RefSeq names its product Sec23 homolog A, coat complex II component (gene sec23a). Gene Ontology annotation, biological process: intracellular protein transport; endoplasmic reticulum to Golgi vesicle-mediated transport; COPII-coated vesicle budding. NCBI's taxonomy places the organism in Eukaryota, Metazoa, Chordata, Actinopteri, Perciformes, Cyclopteridae. Gene Ontology annotation, cellular component: endoplasmic reticulum exit site; COPII vesicle coat. The record is from RefSeq and is a predicted model, not a curated record. Bases 154 to 2448 code for a protein of 764 amino acids. The transcript has 20 exons. Gene Ontology annotation, molecular function: zinc ion binding; GTPase activator activity.